Anguilla rostrata (American eel) is the source of this 2698-nucleotide messenger RNA. RefSeq names its product mab-21-like 1 (gene mab21l1). Lineage: Eukaryota; Metazoa; Chordata; Actinopteri; Anguilliformes; Anguillidae. The coding region runs from base 731 to 1810 and encodes 359 amino acids. The transcript has a single exon. The record is from RefSeq and is a predicted model, not a curated record.
UAUAUGCCAAGACAAGACAUUCUAUCCGGAAAACACGUCCCUAUAAGAAGGACAGACAGCCUGAGCCACAAAUAAACCCUUAUUUUCUUCGCAUCCCAAUGUGUGGGUGUAUUUCCACUGUUCGCUAUAUACUCCUACCUUUAGCUUUAGUUGUAUAUAAAAGCCAGGGAUUAAUUUGUUGUCGAUAAACUGGAGGCGGUGACGAAUCUGACGGCGAUUGGACCUCCCCGUCUCCAAGCCCUCCCUUUUUUAAUUUCCACGGGAGCGCGUCUGGGCUCUUAAACACAAGCAACACCGGCAGCCGUUACCACGAGCAAACUCACAGGCACGCGGCACUUUUCACAGCCUCCCGAUUACAAACUCCGGGCAGUGAUUACAGAAAACACAAAUAAGAAGGGCGGUUGUUUUGACUACUGAAAGCCGUGCAAGUAUCCGAUUUCAAUACUUGCUGCUGUUUGCAAUGGACAUUUGAUUAUUACGCGCGACUACAACAGUGGGACUGACUUUUAAGGACAGCACAUUGCAGAAGCUGAUAUUUAUGACCAAGAAGCUUAUUACGCGAGUGCUUUGAGCACAUUAUAAAAUAGGCUUGUUUUAACAAUAGCCUAUACUUUUUUCCUUUCUAAAUAGCUUUCUUUCUUCUCUAAAAUUGGCUCCCGUACAAACAGCCGCGUUGGAUCCGUCGGCUUACUGCGAGACUCCGGUGUACAAUCCGGAUCUCUGCCCGAAUAUGAUAGCUGCUCAGGCUAAGUUGGUGUACCACCUAAACAAAUACUACAACGAGAAAUGCCAGUCUCGGAAAGCGGCGAUCUCCAAGACAAUCCGGGAGGUUUGCAAGGUGGUGUCGGACGUCCUGAAGGAGGUGGAGGUGCAGGAGCCCCGCUUCAUCAGUUCCCUGAACGAAAUGGAAAACCGCUUUGAGGGACUGGAGGUGAUUUCGCCAACGGAAUUCGAGGUGGUCCUCUAUUUAAAUCAGAUGGGGGUUUUCAACUUCGUGGACGACGGUUCGCUGCCAGGCUGCGCGGUGCUCAAACUCAGCGACGGCCGCAAGAGAAGCAUGUCCCUGUGGGUAGAGUUCAUCACAGCCUCCGGUUACCUCUCGGCCCGCAAGAUCCGGUCCCGCUUUCAAACGCUGGUGGCACAGGCGGUGGAUAAAUGCAGCUACAGAGAUGUCGUAAAGAUGGUCGCAGACACCAGCGAAGUGAAACUACGCAUAAGGGACAGAUACGUGGUUCAGAUUACCCCGGCUUUCAAAUGCACGGGAAUAUGGCCACGGAGCGCGGCGCACUGGCCACUGCCACACAUCCCCUGGCCAGGACCAAACAGGGUGGCGGAGGUGAAAGCCGAAGGUUUUAACCUUUUAUCCAAGGAAUGCUACUCGUUAAAUGGGAAACAGAGCUCAGCGGAGAGCGACGCCUGGGUCUUACAAUUCGCCGAAGCCGAGAAUCGACUCCUGCUGGGAGGAUGCAGGAAGAAAUGUCUGUCCGUGCUAAAGACACUCCGCGACCGUCACCUUGAACUCCCGGGACAGCCCCUCAACAACUACCACAUGAAAACUCUGGUCUCGUACGAGUGUGAAAAACAUCCACGGGAAUCGGACUGGGACGAGAACUGUCUCGGGGAUCGACUUAACGGAAUUUUACUACAGCUCAUCUCGUGCUUGCAGUGCAGAAGGUGUCCGCAUUACUUUCUGCCAAACUUAGACCUGUUUCAGGGAAAACCUCAUUCAGCCCUCGAGAAUGCGGCCAAACAGACAUGGCGAUUGGCAAGAGAGAUUCUUACCAACCCAAAAAGCUUGGAAAAACUCUGAGGUAACGAUAACAGCGAGCGAUAAAUACACAAUUUGUACGCCCCUAGGUCUAACCGGUGGUUAUGAGGCCUAUGUGAUGUUCCGCGGAUCAAGGAAUUCACGGACAAAAAAAAAACCCUUAUCACUGGCACUGCUGUUCUGUUUUAUCCACGUUCUUGUAAAUUGUGUAAAAGAAAUAUCCUCGUGGAUUAUAUGACACUAAUUUUCACCAACAAAAAAUAAUUAAAUUUUGAAAGACCGAUUAUGUCAGCAACAUUAUCACUGUUAUUCGGAAACAAAAUGUAUCAACAAUCAAAAUCAAUUGAUGGGUAACUAUCAGUGUUAAAUAUAUCAUCGUCAUUCCCAUUGCAUUAGCCUACAUGAGCGAGACGUUUACUUGCAAGAAGGUUGCUUCAAAUGAAGCCCGGUGGAAACGCCUUGACAGAAUCUAACUGUACGUUUUUAUACUGUAUAUACAUACAUUCAUAGAUUGUGCUUCCAGUGGUAUGAAAUUGUGAAUGUUGUUUUGUAACACGUAAGUAGUGCUUCAACUCCAUCGGCUCACUCCUGGACUUUUCCGGUAGAUAAGAAAUCAAUUUAAAGUAGACUACAUCCGUGAUAUUUUACUUUUGUCUAUUGUCAAUGGAAAUUGUCUAAUUUUAAAGUUUACAUUUUGAUGGUACUAUUUGUUAAAUUUUAAAACAUUCCACAAAUAUACUUGAAUUCUUAUUUAAAAUAUAUUCAAACAUCUUUUUGAUUCUGCUUAUAUUAUAGCGCCUGAAAAAAAAAACCAAUAUAAAUAUAUUUGGAAAAUGCACUUGAAAUACACUGGAAUAUAACACUUUGUGAUUUGAUUUUUUAUUUCUGUCUCUGAAUUUAUUUAAAGAGCUAAUAAAAAAAUAAGUAUUA